Molecule: messenger RNA, 1682 nt
Organism: Erigeron canadensis
Lineage: Eukaryota; Viridiplantae; Streptophyta; Magnoliopsida; Asterales; Asteraceae
Product: replication stress response regulator SDE2
Exons: 3
Coding region: 71-1462 (463 amino acids)
Cellular component (GO): nucleus
Molecular function (GO): protein binding
Source: RefSeq, a predicted model, not a curated record
UCGACCAACCAAAUCAUCCUCUCCACAAGGCUACAAUCAAAUCAAUUCGAUCAAAUUGAAAAAAUUAAAAAUGGAUCAAUUACAAUCACAAUCACAAUCACAAAUCUAUCAAAUAAUCACUAAACUAAUAAACGGAAAAUCACAAACCCUAAAUUUCAAAACCCCAAUUAUCCCAAUUUCCCAAAUCAAAUCCCAAAUCCAAACCCUAACCUCAAUCCCAAUUCACCACCAGCUCUUAAUCUCAAACGGCAAGACUCUCCAAGACGACGUCGUUCUACACCAUGAAACAAAUUCACCAACUUUACAUCUUCUGCUGCGUCUGCGCGGCGGAAAAGGCGGGUUCGGGUCGUUGCUCCGUGGGGCGGCGACGAAAGCCGGGCAAAAGAAGACGAAUAACUUCGACGCGUGUCGUGAUAUGAGUGGACGGAGGUUGAGGCACGUGAAUGCUGAAAAGAAGAUGGAAGAAUGGUUGGCUGAAGAGACAGAAAGGAAGCUUGAGAAAGUUGCAGAGGAUUUCAUUAAGAAGCAGAGUAAACUCGCGAAAAAGGCGGGUGGCGGGAACGGCGAUGGGGCAGAGAAGUAUGUUGAAAAGUAUAGGAACGAUUCGAGGAAAUGUAUGGAGGACGUUGAGAAGUCGGUCAGGGAAUCAUUGUCGAGCGGGUUUUUGAAGUCGAAAAGGAAGGUGGAGGAGGGUAAUGGGAGUGUGUCUAAAUCGAAGAAACUUAAAAUUUGGAUGGGAAAGAGAAAAGUUGAUGACAGUGACAGUGAUGACAUGGGUGAGGAAGAUAGUGAUGAUGAAGAGAUGGCUGAUGAACUUGAUCAAUCUGGUGUAACAAACAAUGAAAACCGAUCUGAUUCCCAUAAGGAUGCGGAUGGAAGUCUAGCAUCUGUCAAUGGCGGGAAAGUUGAAGGAGAAUCUUCAGUUGGUUGUUCAUCUGAGAGUGCAUCGGAAGAAGAGAAGGAGAAUGUUGCAGAAGAACGUUUGGGAUCUGUUGAAGAGUCAAAAGAUGAAGUUUCUCUUCAUGAAGAAGCUGAUGCACCAGUGGUACAUGAAGAGAGCAUAAUGAACAACUUAAAUGAUUCUGUUUCUCUCGAAAUGGAGAAAUUCACCAAGCCCGAGUUCAAUGACUCGGAGCAAAAACAGUGUAAACUUACAAGCAUAUCAGAUGGGCAAGAGGCUGGAACUAAUGAUGUAGAAGUUGAAAAUUCUGAUUCUAAAAUAGUUGACGAAGAGAAACUGUCUACAAGGAGUGAUUGUCCUGAACCGGAAAAGCCAUUAAAUUUUGAUGAGUUCAACUCAGCAGCUGAGAUAGAGGUUCUUGGAAUGGAAAGGCUAAAAUCUGAGCUUCAGGAAAGGGGAUUAAAGUGUGGGGGAACUUUGCAAGAACGUGCAGCCAGACUUUUUCUUCUGAAAACCACCCCACUAGAGAUGCUACCAAAAAAGCUGCUUGCUAAGAAGUGAUUCAAGAAUGCUUGACUUGGUUUUGUAUUGUAUUUUGGAAGGUUCCUUUGCGCUGUUUCGUCUAUAGAUCUUAUGUAUCAACUUCCUUAAUAUUCAUAAUUAGGUAAAAGACAUGUCUACUUCUCUAUAAAUGUGUAUAACAAUGUCAGUAUCAGUGGUACAUGUGUAUAUCAUAACUGAUCGGGUGUUUUGAUUUUUGAAUGUUUGAUAUUGAUUUCUC